Messenger RNA from Leptonychotes weddellii (Weddell seal), 2632 nucleotides. NCBI's taxonomy places the organism in Eukaryota, Metazoa, Chordata, Mammalia, Carnivora, Phocidae. The record is from RefSeq and is a predicted model, not a curated record.
AGACGUCAUUGAAGUUUGUUCACAGGAUAACAGAUAAAAUGUUUAAACACUAUGGGCUAAACUUUUGAAUGUUUCCUCUGAAAAUGUUAUUGACAGUGGUACUGAAAUCUGGAUUCUAAAAUGUUCAAGAAGAACCAAAUUCCUAUUAGAAUCUAAGUUAGUGGUUUCUUUUUCUUUAUUAGACGCUCUUCCUUCCGUCCAGAACCAGAUCCUUAUUGUCAAGCUAAAUACACAUUCUGUCCAACUGGCUCACCUAUCCCAGUUAUGAAAGGUGAUGAUGUCAUUGAAGUCUUUCGGUUACAAGCCCCAGUAUGGGAAUUUAAAUAUGGGAACCUCCUGGGACACUUGAAAAUUAUGCAUGAUGCCAUUGGAUUCAAGAGUACUUUAACUGGCAAGAACUACACAAUGGAAUGGUAUGAACUUUUCCAACUUGGAAACUGUACAUUUCCCCAUCUCCGACCUGAAAUGAAUGCCCCUUUCUGGUGUAAUCAAGGAGCUGCCUGCUUUUUUGAAGGAAUUGAUGAUAGGCACUGGAGGGAAAACGGGACGUUAGUUCUAGUAGCAACCAUAUCAGGAAACACAUUUAACGAAAUGGCCAAGUGGGUAAAGCGGGACAAUGAAACAGGGAUUUAUUACGAGACAUGGACUGUCCAAGCCAGCCCAGAAAGAGGGGCGGAGACAUGGUUUGAAUCCUACGACUGUUCUAAAUUCGUGUUACGGACAUAUAAGAAGUUGGCUGAACUUGGAGCAGAGUUCAAGAAGAUAGAAACCAACUAUACGAGAAUAUUUCUUUACAGUGGAGAACCUACCUAUUUGGGAAAUGAAACAUCUGUUUUUGGGCCAACAGGAAAUAAGACUCUUGCUUUAGCCAUAAAAAAAUUUUAUUACCCCUUCAAACCACAUUGGUCAACUAAGGAAUUUCUCUUCAGUAUCUUGCAAAUUUUUGAUGCAGUGAUUAUACACAGAGAGUUCUAUUUGUUUUAUAAUUUUGAAUAUUGGUUUUUACCUAUGAAAUUCCCUUUUAUUAAAAUAACUUAUGAAGAAAUCCCUUUACCUAACAGAAACAAAACACUCUCUGGUUUAUAAUAUUUUAGUUCUACUGCUCUUUUUUCCUUUUAUCACCAGCAUAUGUUUUUCACGGGGUGACUUUACAUUUGUGGAUUUCUUAGGCCUUUCUACCUUGGAGCAGAAAUACACCUGGGCAGAAUUGCCACGUACCAUCUCAGGACUAUUUUUGGAGAGAAGCUGAAACUUACUGCACUGGUCAAAGUGAGCACAUUAGGUGAUCUUGGUUUCAAACUCCAAGCCUUUCUUAAUAUGAAUUACAGUUCAUAUCAGAUAUAUAGGAUCUUUGGACCCCAUUUUUUUUUUUAAUUGUGGAUAUGGUGUACCAAGAUUUUUUUAAUACCCUCAGUGACAUUUUCAUGAUGGGAGGUAUUUUUUUCUGGUAUAGUAGUUAUGCAUUUUCAUUUAAGUACUUUUUGGUGGUUUAGACGGACUUUACAGCUUUUGUAACUUUUGGGACCAGGCCUAGUAUGAUUUUGUUCUGUUCACUUAAAGACCAAUCUGGACACCGUAGCUGCAGCUACUCGUGCUUCUGGAUGAGGUAAAAACAGUGUUAAAGAGCACAAGUUUCUAGCUAGCAUUUUAGAAUUAGCCAGUAACUGGCAUUUUGUGAUUUAGGCAGCUUAGCAUCUCUGAACCUUAGUGUCCUUAUGUCUAAGAUGAUACAUCUGUCAGGAUUGUUGUAAAGACUGAAGCCAUGUAUGUUUGUCAUAGGAAAGUUACAGUAAAUGGUCGCUAUAAUGAUGAGUCAAAGAACAAAGUGCCAUCCUCGACCUGGUCUAAUGUAGUUUAAAUGCCAACCUUUCCUGGGGUUUAUAGUAAUUCCCUAGACUUUGAGCUGACAGUUGAAUGCUUCUGCAAUUCUUCAAACACAGGGGACACAGGAGUAUGACUGCAGGUGCAUCUGGGUGAACAGGCACCCUCAGACUCCUCUACUCUUCUUGUGUGCCUUCCACCCAGUAGAGAUGCCCACACAGAAGAGGGUACACUUCUCAGAUGGGACAGGUUUUUGUCAAGGAUCUCCAAGUAGCUGUGCUUCCAUUUAGGGCCAUCAAACAAGGUUUCAAGGUCCUUUAAAUGUUUGAUGAUCAACUGAACACUGUCUAUUCAUGGAAAAAACACCAGUCAGUAAGAUGAUGAAGCAGAGACAAUCUGUUAAAUAUGUAAACUAUGUUAUUCAGUUUCUACUAACAUUUGAGUGCCUCCUGAGAGGUUAGUUAGGUUAUCAUUGAGUUCUCCUACAAAGCCCAAACAUAGGUAUUAUUUACCUGACCCAAAUGAGUAAACUGGGGCUUAGGUUAAAUGACCUUUCCCUGGCUACCCAGCUAAUGGUAACCGAGCCACAUUUUGAACCAGUUCUGUUGACUGCAUGGCAAACAAUAUCAAGCGAGGUUUCACCGUUACUCAAAAUGUAGUCCUCAGACCAGUGCCCACACCACAGGUUACCAACACCGUAGGUUACUGGUCAAGUACAGAUACGGAUAGGAAACAUUCAGAAACUUCUUUUAAAGCAACUUAUUGGAGUAAUUUUGUUUCUCUUGAAUCUAAUAAAAAAAAAUUGCUUGUA